Messenger RNA from Nerophis lumbriciformis (worm pipefish), 2816 nucleotides. Its product is annotated as kelch repeat and BTB domain-containing protein 13. NCBI's taxonomy places the organism in Eukaryota, Metazoa, Chordata, Actinopteri, Syngnathiformes, Syngnathidae. The record is from RefSeq and is a predicted model, not a curated record. Gene Ontology annotation, molecular function: protein binding.
UAUAUAUAUAUAUAUAUAUAUAUAUAUAUAUAUACAUAACUGUUUAUUGCUGUUCUUCUCUGGCAGCGUUAUUCUCUUAACAGUAGGUCUUGUUUUUCUUGUAAUUGAGUCUUUAAUUCCCUUCUUGUGUGGCCAAAGUCUACUUUGACAUUUCUAAACAACAUUGUACGUGAGAUUAGAGUAAUAUAACUGCAGAAAUGUUGAGCGUGAGUAUAGAACGUCACGCUGCUUAGUGAGCCUUGUGUUGAUUGAUUGAUUGAGACUUUUAUUAGUAGAUUGCACAGUACAGUACAUAUUCCGUACAAUUGACCACUAAAUGGUAACACCCCAAUACGUUUUUCAACUUGUUUAAGUCGGGGUCCACGUUAAUCAAUUCAUGGUAAACUCAUGUUGCAAUGUAAGUUAUACACUUAACAAUGUCAUCACAUUUUUAACACGACUUUUGUUUGUUGAGCUUUCUAUGAUUGUCUUUCUAUUUAUUUAAUUUUUGUAUUUUUUGGGACAACAGAAACCGCACUAUCCGCACAAAAAGGAAAUACAAAAUGUAAUUGUGUCUGUUUUGCUUUCACAAUAAAAGGUGUAUUGAAAGUCUGAUAGAGCAUAUCUGUCACGUAAUUGACUGCUUAAUUGUGUUGAAUGUUUUUUUUUAUAUAUUUCUUGACCCAUUACUUGUGAGGUCAAGUUUCAUGCGAGCCCGUCCCACCUCGCAAGUCCAAAAAUAGACCCAGCUCAGCCUCAACCAACUUGGAGCUUUCUUUUUUCCAUAACAAACAAGAAGUCGGCUUCACUAUUGGACAACAUGAUGUUUCUUUGAGCCUUCGGUCUCUCUUUGCAGCUGUCAAGAUGUCACACAGCUGAAGGGGAAAUGAGGACACUUUCUGUCUUUUUUGGCAGUUUCUGAAGGCGUGGGGCGUUAAAUUUAGCAUCUGCAGCUACGCACGGGCUACAUUUCUAACAAUUUCAUGGGCUGCCAUUGCAUUUAAACACCAUAUGAAAUGAAUCUUUUAAGUAAGUGUUUGGGGAAACUGUUGGAGUGGAUCAGCACGUGGAUGAAAUGUGGUCUGAUGAGACUUUGCAGGGUUUUUGCAACAGCCAGUGCUUUGCCAAGGAGAGCAUCUUGCCAAUCCACACCUGAGGAGUGGACAAGCAGCAUGGCGCUUCGCACGUAUGACGCAGGCGGUCAAAGCAUGGUCACAGUCCAGACCAGCACACACACCUUCUACGUGAGUACCACCAGAUCCUGCAAAAUGUACCGAGAAAUCGUGUUUGAUUCAUUGAAAUGUCAACGUCAGGUGGACCUCGGAGGGCUUUCUGACUGUAGCCAGUAUUUUCGAGCGCUGUCCCAGUCUGGAAUGAAGGAGACGGAGGAUGGCCUUGUCUGCUUGGACCACGUGUCUUCAUCUGCCUUUUAUGGUCUCCUGGAGUUUUACUUCCGCCACACCUUUAGGACCCCGCCGGAGGAGGAGUUAGGCCUACAUAUACAGGCCAGCAGCUAUCUCCUGGCGGAGACUUUCCUCGCCAAGUGCCUGUCUGUCCUGGCGGACGUCCUCAGGCCAGAGAACUGUCUGUCCUACCUCAGUCUGGCCCAGGAGAUUUGCUGCGUGGAGCUGAGGUCCACCGUCUUGGCCUACCUGAGCAGGAACCUGCUGGAGCUGCCUCACGUCAUCAGGCGUCUGACUGACCAGGAGAGGGAGGAGCUUAUCCUGCUGAGGACGCAAGGGAAGCCGCACCUCUGCAGCCUCAGGAAGGAGAACCUGACCACUUGGAGAGACCCGGCCACAGAGCGUGCUCGCCAUGUGUUUGCCCUGCACGGUGGAGGAUGGCGUCCCAUCACAGAGUUCCCCUUCACAGCUGACAAGUGGAGCUUCAGUGCAGUGGUGAUGUACAACUACUUGUACAUCAUAGGAGGCUACAGGACCCUCGCAGGGAGGAGCUGGCACUUCAAGAUGGCCUCCUUUAGGUAUAACCCUCUGACUCAGGAAUGGGCCGCCAUUGCUCCGCUCAUCAAGCGUAGAAGGCACUUCAGUGCAGUGUGCUGCCAGGGCCGCAUCUAUGCAGUGGGCGGCUGGUACUUGGACUCCCUGCUCAGCCCAGACUCCAACACGGCCCUCCACACAGCUGUGGAAUGUUACAACCCGUGGGAGGACACCUGGAGGUUUGUGUCGUCGCUGCCGCUGACGGACUUCCAGUUCAGCGUGUCGUUGUCCCACGACGUGCCCCUGGCCACCAGCCUGGCACACUGCCUCCUAGUCCUGGGGAGCAUCCAGAGGACAGGAGAGAAGGUGCUGCUGCAGUACCACACAGAAGAAGACUCCUGGUCUGAGCUGCGUCCCCCCCUCACCAGGGCCCACGUCCACCUUCCAGUUCUUUACUUCCUGGGAGCCUCCGCUGACCGGCUGCUGGUGGUCGGCGGCGACAACUCUCACAAUGUGAUGACCUCGUUCUGCGUGCGCUCACAGCAGUGGGGGCAGGUGCACAGGCUGCCAAAAGCGGCGUUGGUGGGCCAGGGGACGCUUGUAGGCCAGCAGGUCCUGAUGGCCAGUCUAGAACACAACACUGUGGUGACCAUGGAUCAACAAUCUCUUUCCUUCACUACCUUUCCUCCUCUGCCCACCUCCGUCUGCUAUGAAGCUGUCUUCUACCUGCACAUCUUUCUUUAAUGACUUAGUCUAUUGUCAGGAUCCUUGAUGUGACACUAAUUAUAGUCAAUAUAAGGAUAAUAGAUGCAUCAGUACUUGUUUUUGUAUCCUGGCUGUAAUUGAUCUAAUAUUUAGUCUGCCAUGACUGAGUGUAGGGGCGUGGCUACACUGGGUGUG